AUAAUUUUAGUCAGUUGUAUAAUACAAGUCAAACAAGAUACACAAGCUCACACACAGCUCCAUAUAGGAGCUCUACAUUUAAGUACAACCCAUUUUAAGACUUACUAUAUAGAACGAUGGAGACGGAGUAUGUGAAGGGUAUCCUGAAGUCGGGGGCGAAUAGCGCUCAGCUAAGCCUCAAGGCGGCCAAGUUCGAUGAGGUGAACAUUCUGGCCACAUUCCAUCCCGUUGGCAAGGACUACGGCCACAUGAUCAUUGACGAGCCCAAGACUCCGUUUGUCUUCGAGGAUGAUUUGCCCAAGGAGUUGGACACAAAUGCUCUGAUCGAAAAGUUGCGCCAGACCUCGAAGUCGGAAAUGCCGGCAUUUGGCAUUGAGGGAGAUUCGGAUGAUUCCUCGGCAGACGAGGACUUUCCCGAAUCUGUGGAGGAGAAGGUGCGCAGAAUGGAGUUUGAGAGCCGUCGCAAGCAGCACUACAAGGAGUUCUUCUCGGUGCCCCUGGCUCGACGCCUUAUAGCCGAGGAGUUCGGCGAGUCGACCACCUCCGAGUGCAGUAUUCGCAGUGAGAAGUUGAUGGAACAGAAUGAGAACUGUUGUGAAGAUGAUCAGGCAAUCGGUGGAGAAGGGAGUCUUUAUUCAGCCUCCCGCUCUGGCAGUUAUUCCGAAUACAGGACAUCAGAACCAUUUGACUUAGAACCCGGACUGUCUCCCAGCCAUCAUUGCUAUCAGAAACUGAAGGCCGAUAUCUAUAACCAGCCCCCAGAGGAUAUGGCCUCGUUGAGCCAUCUGCAUCGCCUGCCAUCGGUCAACGAUGACGAUCUCAAUCAAGAUCUAAGAGUUCCACACACUUCGGUCAUUCCGAGUGAACGACAAACCGUGCAGGAGGACAAGUUAGGCCCGAAAGUCAGUAGCGGAAGGCCGGGAACUGUACGCAUUUGCAAAACCAGCUCCGAUACUCGGGCUGGAACCUCUAAGAAGGUGACACGUUAAAAUAUAUAUAUUUUUUUUGAAAUAUUUUUUAUAAAAAUUUAAUGUUAAGCUAUCACAGAUCCUGAGAACCCCAAAUGAUGGGUAGUUCAGAAGCUCAAAAUUUAUGUUUACAAUGCGGUCUAUAAAUAAAUAUUUCUCCGUUACUUAUUUAUUUAUA
Molecule: messenger RNA, 1146 nt
Organism: Drosophila biarmipes
Lineage: Eukaryota; Metazoa; Arthropoda; Insecta; Diptera; Drosophilidae
Product: protein phosphatase inhibitor 2
Exons: 1
Coding region: 117-989 (290 amino acids)
Biological process (GO): regulation of signal transduction
Molecular function (GO): protein phosphatase inhibitor activity
Source: RefSeq, a predicted model, not a curated record